AGUAUGCUUGGAUGAAAUGAAAGAGGGUGAUGACAUAAUGAAUUUAGAAUGCGAUCAUAGUUUUCAUUCAAAAUGUUUGAUGCCUUGGCUUCAAACCCCUGUUGCAGAUUGACAGCAGCUGAACAGAAGCUAUCCAAACAACAAUCUGAUAAUCUUAAAUGGCAGCAGAAUUCAUUCCAUCAGAUCCUCAAUUUAAUUGGUCUUCACAAAGAAGGCCUUUUACCAGAUACCGAGGUUUCCGCUUUCAGAACUCAUCUCCUUGAUACCCUCAUUGCUUCCAAAGGAGCCGACAAGGAACAGCCCCAGAUUUUGAGGGAUAAGCUCCUCUUUCUCCAGGAGCUGCUGUAUGCAAAAUGCAUAUCUGCAGAGGAGUAUCAUGCAUCAAAAAGGCCAUUGCUUCAGAGAUUAGCAGUACAAGGGGCCGAGCUCGAGGCUAGAGACGUGAUUGUCGGAGAACGAAAAGAAACAGAUUCUCCGGAGGAAGAGGAGUGGUCGGUCAUCGAUUUGAAAGACGAUCAGAGUUUGAUAAACAAGGAUAAUUCUAGGUCCAAAAACAGAUCUAAGCAUGGGUCAUCAACAGUGAAACACAUCAAAGAUGCAGCCUCAGUUUUCGGGUUAGGGUCUUUACAGAAACUGGGUAAAAAUAGACCGCAGAAGAGCAUAUUUGACCAAUUACCAGUUGAUACUGCAAGCAUAUCUAACAAAGAGAAUGAGCCAAUUGAUGAAAACCCAUUUUGGAAUAUCAAUAAUCACAAUGAGACUGAAAGUGAAACUAAGUCUAUUCUUAUGUCAGCAUCAGACUCUGAUAAAUUUGGCAAGGAGGAAUGUCAUGGAAGUGGAAAAGGGAAGAAGACUGCAUUCCGAAGUCUGUUCCAGGCAGAUAAAUCGGAGGAAAAAGACUCGAAAUUUACGAAGAAGCAAUGGGGAUUUGAUGGGUUCAAAAGAUGGAAGAGGAGUAAUGUGGAAGAUGAAACAACUCCUGUGCCCCUGACUGAGAGAUCACGUAAUGAAGGUCCUGAUACUAAGCAAAUCAAAAGAAAGCUUCUUUCUGAUGGUUCUUCAUCUGGUUUUUACAUUGAUAAGGUUGUAGGGGAUAACAUAAGGAAGGAGUUGUUGCGAAUUCAAACUCAACUGUCUAGCACAAAUCCCAACUUUCAUUUUUCGAAUGAUGAAAUGGAUGUUAUAUCCACAAAGCUGCCAGUUGACAAGUCUGAUCUUAAGCAGUACUUCCCCAAGUCCUGGUGUGAACGAUAUGGUGAUGUGGUGUUGGAUGUGGUGAAGAAGGAAUUCAAAGAUCAUGUCGGGGAGAUGGAAAAUAUGCGUCAUGCUACCUGGGAGAGGAGGUGCACCAGCUCAAAGAGAUGGACAGCUUUCGAGGAUGAUGAAAAUUGCCAUCCUAAUCGCGUCUCUCCUGCAAACCAUAAAGCAAACUCCAUUUUCUAAUACAAAACAAGAAGAUUUUUGGUCUACGCAAGGCCAUGUUUGUGGAAGGGUUAAUCUGUAUAACUCUUUAAUCCUAUUAGUAAAAUAUGUAUAUCAACUAUUUUAUGGAAAUCUUUAGCCUCAAUUUAAUCUCUGUAAUUGAGGAGGAUAAGUUAGGUAAAACCCUAAUUAUAGGAUUUCUGAAUUUGUAAUUUUAAUUUAUAUUUAUAUACAUUUUAAUAAAAAAAAAUUAAAAAAAAAAAAAGCUGCCCUUAAAAGUUAUGUUGGAUCUGGUAUUUCUUGUAAUUCGCAUUUGCAGGAAAAAACUCACAAAAUGAUGAACAAAAAUAGAGAAGAAAGCACAUAUACAUUAUACAAUAACGAAUCAAGGUGAAAGUGAAAUAAAACAGCGGAACCAUUAUGGCUUUAGAUGUA
Molecule: messenger RNA, 1857 nt
Organism: Chenopodium quinoa (quinoa)
Lineage: Eukaryota; Viridiplantae; Streptophyta; Magnoliopsida; Caryophyllales; Amaranthaceae
Exons: 6
Coding region: 73-1443 (456 amino acids)
Source: RefSeq, a predicted model, not a curated record